Monoraphidium neglectum is the source of this 324-nucleotide messenger RNA. RefSeq lists its product as hypothetical. The annotation marks the transcript as partial. Lineage: Eukaryota; Viridiplantae; Chlorophyta; Chlorophyceae; Sphaeropleales; Selenastraceae. The transcript has a single exon. The record is from RefSeq and is a predicted model, not a curated record.
GGCCUGCAGCAGCGGGACGCGAAGCAGCGCUCCCAGGCCGAAUCCCUGGCCCAAUCCCUCCAGGACGCCGCCACAGAGCUCGCCUGCUUCAGGGGCCUGCAGGCGCGGGAGCUCGCCGCAGCCCCCGCCCGCGCGGCCGCCGCGCGCGCGCUGGUCGCGGCGCAGCGGGCGCGCGAGGGGGAGCUGCAGGGGCGCUACAGGGGGCUGGCCGCGGCGCGGGACGACCUGCUGGAGCGGCUGAGGGGCGCCGCGCGCGCGGAGCGGGCGCAGGGGCAGCAGCAGGCGCAGCAGCGGCGGGCGGCGGCGGCGGCGGCGGUCGGGUGA